Messenger RNA from Photinus pyralis (common eastern firefly), 1621 nucleotides. Its product is annotated as lysosome-associated membrane glycoprotein 1-like. Bases 131 to 1075 code for a protein of 314 amino acids. Lineage: Eukaryota; Metazoa; Arthropoda; Insecta; Coleoptera; Lampyridae. Gene Ontology annotation, cellular component: membrane. The transcript is spliced from 4 exons. The record is from RefSeq and is a predicted model, not a curated record.
GUACACUCAUCUGUGAGCGAGUUGUGACGGUGAUCAUCGAUAACGGAUAAAGACGACAUAUCUCAGUUGCUUUAUUGCAAGGAAUUAUCCUCUUUUGAAUGUCAGUUUAUUAACAACGCUAUUUACGAAUAUGGCGAAAUUAUUACUCUUUGUAAUUAGUGCAGUUUUAAUUGCCGUACAAGCCGAAGUAUUUCCCCCCCAACCGCCUCCACCCCCACAGAAUUCAACUAGUACUUCAACUACUAGUACUACACAGGCACCAAUAACAACCUCUACGAAACCGACAUCUACUACAAAAACAACACCAGCUCCUGUUCCACCAAAACCGACACCUUCCCCAACACCGAAACCGACACCUUCUCCAACACCAAAACCGGAGCCCGCUCCCGAACCACCGAAACCGAGUGAUCCACAGCAAGGCACCUGGCACUAUACAGAAACAACAUCAACAUCAAACGUGACAUGCAUCAAAAUCCAAUUUGCUUUACAAAUUGUGGUCCCGUACUUUCACAAAUCAAGAAAUAAGACUUACAAUGCCACCGUAAACGUACCGACAAACGCGGUGGUUGCAGAUGCAGCUUGCGGAAACGAAACGGAACAUUUAAAACUACAGUGGAUGAACAAAGAUAACGCGACGGAUACUGUUCUAUUCAAAUUUGCUAACAAUGCAACGGCUAAGGAGUAUGAACUUCAAUCAAUCGAAAUAAAUCUGUACCCCGAUGAUGAUGCGUUUCCGGGAAUUGAAAAUAAGAACGUAAUUAGGUUGAAUCAUGACCAUUCGGAAUUUGUUACUGGCGAAUCCAACUCGUACAAAUGUGAAAAAGAACAGAAAUUAAAUUUGACGGAUGCCGGUAAAGAAACAGGUUUUGCAGGCAUCAGUCAUUUACAGGUGCAAGCGUUUGGUACUACAAACAGCGAUGCUUUCAAAAGUGCUAUCGACUGCGAUGCUUCCAGUACACCCGAUGUCGUACCAAUCGCGGUAGGGUGUGCACUAGCAAUACUCGUUAUUGUUGUUCUAGUGGCAUACUUAAUUGGAAGAAAACGAAGACAGGCAAGAGGUUAUCUUUCAAUGUGAGUUUAAAAAUGUCACUCAUUUAGUGAUGUUCUUGACAUUGUGCAACCAUUUUUACGCAUUCACAGCUAAGUUAUGUUUCUGUUGUCAUUCUUUGUAAAACUGGUUGUUAGUGAUUUUUUUAAUGCUUUUUUUAUCUUUGUUUCCAAAUUUUUUCUGUUAGUUGUACUUUCGCUUGGUGUCCAUCAAGAUAUUUUUCUUUUCAUUAAAAUUUAGGCAACCUAGUAACGUUUGAGUAGUUCAUUAUUACUUUUUCUUAUUAUUAUAUAAAUAUAUAUAUCUGUAAAAAAUUAGUUUCUUUUAUCCAGCCUUAAAGCGUGUAAAAAUACAUUUAUAACGUAGGUUAAGCUUUCAUCGAAAAUUUUUGUUUCUUAUUUCAAAUUGCAGACAUUUUUAGACACUCUAAAAUGCCUGGUUUGUUGCGAAAUAAGGUACCUUUGUAUUUUUAAAUCGAUUGAAAAGUAUCAGGCUGUGAUGGGUUUUGUCUUGAAAUGUAACCACUUUGUAUAGACUGUAACAUUUAAUACAAAUAAAUAUUUGUGGGGUCAA